AUGGCGUCAAUUUCUGUGUGUACCGGCGGCCGGUCGCUGGGUUUUUGUGUUAUACCGUUUCUAGCAGUCCCGCUGGCGGCGUCGCUCAAAUCAAUAUGCGGCAUGGUCGGAGCAUAUGCAGCUCGGCAGCGGGAUGCAGCGGAGCUGAGCGGCGGUUGGAUGGACUCUACUUUGAACCUGGACAUUGCAGGUCUGUUACAUCUUGUUGUUGAGACUAUUGGCUUUGUAUACAUGAGACAUGUUAUCUCGGCACGAACUUGGUUGCUCAACUUUGAAUCUAAUGGUGGUUAUGUGGAUAUAGCCGAAUAA
Molecule: messenger RNA, 309 nt
Organism: Fusarium pseudograminearum CS3096
Lineage: Eukaryota; Fungi; Ascomycota; Sordariomycetes; Hypocreales; Nectriaceae
Exons: 2
Coding region: 1-309 (102 amino acids)
Source: RefSeq, a predicted model, not a curated record